GAGGCUAUACUCGCACGCACACACUGUUAACCGAAUCGCCAUACUCGAGCCAUUACACCAAAACAUCCUGCACGUUUUGCAGGCAUUGUCAAACCAAGUUUGCGAAAUUGAGUUUAUUUUCAUCCGAGAUUGAACUUGGAAGCUGUGUCAAGUGAGAGUCGAGCCGAAACCGUUUUCAGUUUGCGCUAAAGAGUGCGACGCCGACGUGAAUCGCCAAUCUGGUGAGACUUUCGAAUUGCCGCAGCCAUUUGCUACGUUGUUGGAAUUGGAACACACGCGGAAAAAAACGAUGCACUCGAUUGCCGAGGUGGGCACCAAUGUGCCUGCUUUCUUGGCCAAACUCUGGAAGCUGGUCGAGGCCAAUGAGUUCGACAAACUCAUUUGCUGGAGUGAGAAUGGAGACAGUUUCAUAAUCCACAAUCAAGCACAGUUUUGUAGAGAACUUCUUCCUCUGUAUUACAAACACAACAACAUGGCCAGUUUUGUGAGGCAGCUGAAUAUGUACGGUUUCCACAAAAAAGUAAAUGUAGAGUCGGGAGGCCUGAAGGUAGACCGGGAUGAAAUGGAGUUUGCGCAUCCGUUUUUUGUGCGGGACCAGCCGCAGCUGCUGGAGCGAAUCAAAAGGAAAAUCGCUGAAACCGGCCGCGGUGGAGCCAGGGGCUCUUGUCCCGACGUCAUCAACAAAGUCCUCGGCGACGUCAAACAGGUCAAAGGCCGCCAGGAAAACCUUGAUGGCAAGCUAACCUCCAUGAAGCGCGAAAACGAAGCUCUGUGGAGAGAGCUGGCCGUCCUGAGGCAGAAACACCUGAAGCAGCAGCAGAUCGUCAACAAGUUGAUACAGUUCCUGCUGACCGUGGUGCAGUCACCAAACCGCCUCAAUGUGAAGAGAAGGGUUCCCCCGCUUAUGCUGACGAACGACAAAGAGCACCACCACCAUCAUCACCACCACAGGCACCACAAACACCACCAAGGAGAAGGAUCACCUUCAACGUCUACCUCUGACUCGCACAUUUCUCUCAGUGCUCCUGUUUCUCCCACCUUCCUGGAGGGUGCAGUCAAAUCAAAUGAUGGAAAAGGUGGACCCACAAUCCACGAGCUGGACCCUGGUCAGGAGUACUCGAUGUCUGGCGACAGAGACGAAGAUAUUGACGCAGAGGAGGAGGAGGAGGAGGUGGACGUAGAUGAUCCUCAAGAAGAGAUUGCUGUAGCAGACUCUCCACCUAGCUCUGCCCAACAAACGUCUUUUGGAUACGUGUCAGGGUUGAACCCUGACUUGCUCCUCAACAACUUGAAUGCUGCUACAGAAGAAGAUGGACAAGCCCCCGCCAAGAACGAAAAUUCUGACAUUGCCCUGUUCAACAGCGGAAGCAAUAGUUCAGACGACGCGAUCUCCAAGUGGGCCAAUAACCCGCUAGGUGCUGAGCUCGACAGUCAUGUGGACCAAGUCCAAAAUGAAAUUGACUGUCUAAAGGAGCUGCUGCAGAAUGACAACUACAGUCUUGACGCCAACACCCUGUUGUCGCUUUUUACCGAUGACCCAGUAGCCCUGAACAUGGGCCUCCCAGCGCAGGAGAAGGAGGACAUGAACGCGGUCAUUGCUUGCAACCCUUCUCUGUUUGAUCUGACAGAGGACAAUGGCGAGACAGCCGCUGUUGGAAGCGAUUACCCCGAUAUGGCAGCUAAUCAAUCCGAACUGAACGAACUGGUGAUGGAUUUUAUUAUCAAGCAGGGAUCAGAGUCUGACUUGAUGACGCCAGAAUCGCUUUUGACUCCCCUCGUGUUUUCUGGACCGCCGUCAAAGAAGAGGAAGCACUAGUUGUUGAGCCUGCCAGGCAGCCCCCCGGCCCCGCCCCCUAACCCCCUGCACAGUGAAGACUGAGUGAGGAUUGAUGCCUCAUCUGCACGCGUGGAGGAUUGAAUCUUCUCACGCCUGCGUCCAUGUUAUAUUAUUCUCCGCGCGCGUAAAGUUUUGGGCACGCGUUUGCCUCAGAAAUAAUGUAUUAUCGCGGAAACGCGCGCCUGCUGCUGUGGAGGGGCAGAUUGUGUUUGGUUGUUACUGUAAUUGUGCAGGGAACGAGCCUGCCACCAACUAGCAUCCCGCAAAUAAAAUUAUUCGUUCAUUUCUCUUCUUUCCGGCUCUCAUUCGCGGUGAGCUUGAUUUCAGCGCACCUUCCAUUUUGUUUAUUUUUAUACUACUUUGAAGGUCGUAUGACUACUUGCUCUUUUCAUUCAUUCUACUAAUGUUCAGGUUUGCACAGAAAUAUCUCUGGGAUUUUAUUUGCCGAUCCUCGGAGAAUCGUUGUUAGCGUGACUAUUGAAGCAAAUGGAAGUCUUGCUUGGUUGUAGUGCAUGUGAUGAAAUUAACCAAAUGACUGAAUGAAUUGGCCUGAACUGUUGAUACAUAAUUAGUCCGAUAAAAUUAGCUUAUAAUGUAAGGUCAUCAAACAUAAAGGAUAAUAUAGGAUUUUAAAAGGAAAUGUAUGAAAAUGGUGAAUAAAAACUUUAAAACCUUA
Messenger RNA from Cloeon dipterum, 2513 nucleotides. RefSeq names its product Heat shock factor (gene Hsf). The coding region runs from base 290 to 1816 and encodes 508 amino acids. Lineage: Eukaryota; Metazoa; Arthropoda; Insecta; Ephemeroptera; Baetidae. The record is from RefSeq and is a predicted model, not a curated record. Gene Ontology annotation, biological process: regulation of DNA-templated transcription. The transcript has 9 exons. Gene Ontology annotation, molecular function: DNA-binding transcription factor activity; sequence-specific DNA binding.